Molecule: messenger RNA, 2321 nt
Organism: Lepisosteus oculatus (spotted gar)
Lineage: Eukaryota; Metazoa; Chordata; Actinopteri; Semionotiformes; Lepisosteidae
Source: RefSeq, a predicted model, not a curated record
UUUAGGCUGCAGCCCAGAAGGAUGGCUCUGGCAUUUGGCAGCGAGAGACAGGUGGUGGCAGAGGGGGGGCCUCACCCCCGGUCCAGUGUCACUUUCACUGUGAGUGACAGCCAUGUUGCUGUGGUGACGGAGGAGGGGCUUGUGCGUGGUGUUGCCGUGGGGACGGUGCAUGUGCGUGGUGUGCUUCAGACUGUGCAGCAGGACACUGGAGUUGUAACCAUCUUCUCAGAGGAUGAGGUGGAGGUGGAGGUGUUCAACCUGACAUCAGUGAGGGUCCAGGCUCCCCUUGACCGUCUUCCUGUAGGUGCAGAGAUGCCUGUGUAUGUGAUGGGCGGUAGUAGCUCUCAGACUCCCCUGUCAUUUGCGGGAACGGAGGGCAGAUGGAGUUUCCAGUGGGUGCUGGACAAGCCGGGCGUGCUGGAGGUGGAGCCACGCCAUGCACAGACAGCGGUCCGAGUCUCACCUGGCCAGCGCUUCUCUGUGCUGGUGCGAGCCGUGUCGGCCGGCUGGGCCAGCCUCAGGGUCACUGCUGUCCUGGUCAGCGCAGCCGGAGAGGAGGCAGAGCUCAGUGACGAGAUACGGAUCACGGUGUUUGAUGAAGCCCAGCCUGUCGCCGGACCCUCCCGAGUCAUUCUCAUGUCACCCUUCUCCCAGCACAGGCUGCAGACUACACGGGACGGAGUGAGCCCCCUUCAGUAUGAGGUGUGUCAGUGCAGGGGGGACGCGGGCCUGGUCAGUGUGGACCGCCAGGGCCUCGUGCGGUCAGGCUCAGCCACGGGGUCGGCUGUCCUGGAGAUCAUCGUCAUGGAGCCCUGUGGGGUCAAUCAGACCAUCCUGCUUAUCGUCAAGGUGUCUCCAGUGUGCUUUGUACGGUUGACUGUGGAUUUGGGGGUUCACAGUUCAGGGGAGGAGGGGCUCCCAGCGUUCCCCCUGGGCGCGCGCCUCUCUUUCCGGGUGCUGCUGUACGACAGCACGGGGCAGCGCUUCGACGCCCACGAUGCUCAGCUGCGGUUCAUGCCCAGCAGAGACGACCUGAUCCAGAUCAGUGUGGGCCCGCAGAGCCAGCUGUUCUGGGCGCAGCCGGUGUCCCCCGGACUGACUGUGCUGGGGGUGUGUGACCCCCGCAGCCCCGCCCUGUGUGACUACACCCCCCUCCUGGUCCUGCACGCCCUGUCGCCCCCUCCGCACUCGCCUCUGCGCCCCGGACACUUCGUCUGCUUCUCCACCCCGCUGAGAGACAGCCAGGGGCGCCCAGGCUGGUGGGAGGUGUCAUCCAAUCAGACGCUGCACAUCGACCCUGCUACGGGGGCGGCCCUCGCUAAGCAUGCUGGGACAGUGGUGGUGUACUACAGACUGGAGGGUGAGCAACAGGCACUGAGAGAGGUGAGAAAGAGGGGGUGGAAUGAUAAGCUGGUGUGCUCCCUCCACUACAGCGCCACCUGUCUGCAGAGCACGCUGCAGUCCGUCUUCACCGCCACUCCGCACUACAGCGCCGACUCCGGGCAGUACAGCUGCGUGGUGGCGGUGCAGCUGCACUCGCAGGCCGCGAGGCGAGCCCUGGCCUCAGCCCCGCUCUCCGUCUCCCUCUCCGCUGCCCUGCGGGGGGCCGCUGCCGAGCAAGGGCGAGAGAGAGGGGGGCACGGUGUGUUGCCCUUCCUGCCCGCUUUCUACUGCAACCAGAGCCGGCUGAGCCUGAGCCCCAGCCAGCCGGUCACAGAGCUCCGCGUGGUGGGCACCGACGCAGCGCUGGACUCGCUGAGGAUCCAGUCGGACCACCCGGAGGUGCUGCUGUCUGAUCCUGUCCGCUCUGCAGAAGAACCGGCGCUGCUCGUCGUGUCUGUGUACCCCGCGACCCUGGGGCUGCUCCAGCAGGAGGCCACACACAAGCUGACGCUGAGCAGCACCAUGACGGAGCAGACGCAGUCGGUCGUCAUCGCGAUCGAGCCCGAAGCAGGCAGCCAGCCGCCCCCCUGUGAGGACAGCAGGCCUGCCCCGACGCUGCUGGGCUCCCAGUACCUGCUGCUCUUCAGCGUGUUCGCCGUGCUGGCCCUCACCGCCGGGCUCUACCUAGUGUACAGCCUCAUGCUGGCUCGAACCCAGACGGUGCCCGUGGUAUACGUGCCUACCUCCGCCCACACUUACUCAGGGGACGCCGUCCUGACCAGGAACCCUUACUGGGACAGGUGGACACAGCUGACAGACGGGACGCCCCGCCGACGACACUGGCUGUGGAGCACACGGUGACCCCAGUUACACCCCUCACCCCUAGUGCAGCACACCGGUCACUACAGCUCAAUAAAGGCUCGAGCAAGUCGGCUGCA